ACUCUCACGUGUACGACAUUGCCGGUGUCUCUCUUAGCAAGUGCUAGCGAAAAUGGCGAGUCCUGUAGCUUCGGUCGGGAAACUUCUGGCCCGUUUGGGUGGAAAUGUCCAAAAUUAUCUUACACCAGUAGCAGUGAACGCUACACAGAAAAGAAACUAUGGCAGUGGCAGUCGAAUCAAGGUGGCCAACCCUGUUGUGGAGUUGGAUGGAGAUGAGAUGACCAGAAUCAUUUGGGAGAAAAUCAAGGAGAGGCUGAUCUUCCCCUACCUGGAAGUUGACUGCAAGUACUAUGACCUGGGUCUGCCAUACCGGGACCAGACCAACGACCAGGUUACCAUUGACUCCGCCGAGGCCAUCAGGAAAUACAAUGUGGGCAUCAAGUGUGCCACCAUCACACCCGACGAGGCUCGUGUUGAAGAAUUCAAGCUGAAGAAGAUGUGGCUCAGUCCAAAUGGAACCAUCAGGAACAUCCUCGGUGGUACAGUGUUCCGUGAGCCAAUCAUCUGCAAGACCAUUCCACGUCUCGUGCCGGGCUGGACCCGUGCCAUUGUGAUCGGCCGUCACGCUCAUGGUGAUCAGUACAAAGCAACAGACUUCGUAGUGGAGAAGCCCAGCAAGUUUGAGAUGGUCGUGACCUCUACUGCUGAUGGAAAAGAAACCAGACUGCCAUGCUUUGAGUUCAAGGAUGGAGGCGGUGUCAUCAUGGGCAUGUACAACACUGAUGAGUCCAUCACAGGAUUUGCCCAUGCUUGCUUCCAGUAUGCCAUCAUGAAGAAAUGGCCUCUCUACAUGAGCACCAAGAACACAAUCUUGAAGAGAUAUGAUGGCAGGUUUAAGGACAUUUUCGAGGAAAUCUAUGAAGCAAAGUACAAACCAGAGUUUGAUAAGCUUGGAAUCUGGUACGAGCAUCGUCUGAUUGAUGAUAUGGUUGCUCAGGCGCUCAAGUCAGAUGGAGGCUUUGUGUGGGCUUGCAAGAACUACGAUGGUGAUGUGCAGUCCGAUAUUGUUGCUCAGGGCUACGGUUCCCUGGGACUGAUGACCAGUGUAUUGGUGUGCCCCGAUGGAAAGACCAUUGAGGCGGAGGCUGCUCACGGCACUGUCACCAGGCACUACAGAGAGCACCAGAAGGGCAACCCCACAAGCACCAACCCUGUUGCCAGUAUCUUUGCCUGGACACGAGGAUUGGAACACAGAGGAAAAUUAGACGGCAAUGCUGACCUUCAGAGGUUCUGUCAGCAGAUGGAGGAGGCAUGUGUCCAGUGUAUUGACAGCGGCAAGAUGACUAAAGAUUUAGCUGGCUGCAUCCACGGGCUCAAGAAUGUCAAGCCUGAGCAUUAUCUGAACACCAUGGACUUCCUAGAGGCGAUCGGUGAUCAGUUCGAACGCACACGCAAGAAUUGAUCCACAUAGAACAUAGACAGUUUCAUUAUCGUGUGUACAGUAGGCAGGAGCCUGACCUGAAUCUCUCAUCCUGGGGCCUCCCCCUUUUUGUACAAUAGAAUCACCAAGCUUCUUCAUUUGUAUGUCAGGUGUACUCUAGAACAGUGCUAAAGUCAGGGCUAGGGGCGGGACUCUCUAGGAACAAUAUUUUACAUUACCAUGUUUAGGUCAACUUGUAUGAUUCAUUAUUGAAGAUUAUCAUUGAAGUAUAUUUGGGCCAAUAUUUGGGCCAAAUAGUUCCUUUUGGUAAACUGAUGUUCCUCUUUAUGAACCUGUACUGUAGCUUUUCUUUUUAAAAUUGUUUGGGUGAAUUAUGCCAUAAUUGUUACCAAAGAACAUUGUUGGUUUUAUGCAAGAAAUGAUUCAACGAAACUUGGUCCGAUUUGCAUGAAUGAGUACUGCUAAAGUUUGAAAUAUAUUUGAGAUGCAGUGUAGUGCUAUUUGAAGAACCACAUCAUGAUAACAGUGAACUAAGUUGUUUACAUUUGUGAAAGUUAUACAUUCGUCAGCUCAGCAAUAAAGUCACUGAGUGUC
Molecule: messenger RNA, 1975 nt
Organism: Haliotis rufescens (red abalone)
Lineage: Eukaryota; Metazoa; Mollusca; Gastropoda; Lepetellida; Haliotidae
Product: isocitrate dehydrogenase [NADP], mitochondrial-like
Exons: 11
Coding region: 53-1402 (449 amino acids)
Biological process (GO): isocitrate metabolic process
Cellular component (GO): mitochondrion
Molecular function (GO): isocitrate dehydrogenase (NADP+) activity; NAD binding; magnesium ion binding
Source: RefSeq, a predicted model, not a curated record